AAAAAAUGCAUUCUCUGGUCUUGCGCUUCUGCUUGUUCGUACCUUGGUUGAAGCGAUAACGGAAUAACUGGUUCUUUUGAGGACCGCCUCGGAGCUCAGCUCACACGACAAUGUCGUUUGUUCCGAGCUCCCCGAAUAAACGGCUCAAAAUCCAAGACCAGGAGGAAUCCGAUCAUCACCUCGACUUGCCACCUUCGUUCGAGGAUGACCAACCUGAUUCUUGUGGAAUUUGCUACGCCGAUCAUGCCACCUCAAUCAGAGGUGAAAUUGAUUGUUGCAAUCAUUUUUUUUGCUUCGUCUGCAUCAUGGAAUGGUCCAAGCAUGAGUCUCGAUGCCCCCUCUGUCGGCAAAGAUUCUCCACCGUUCGUCGCCCCCCUAAGCCCGGCGUCUUCCUCUCCUCGCGUCUUGUUAGAGUCCCUAUUCGUGACCAGGUUUACCAUGUUCAUGGAAAUAUCACAACAGGUCCUGCGGAUCCUUAUGCUGAAACUAGGUGUAGUGUCUGUAACGGCGAGGAAGAUGAAAGUUUUCUUCUACUAUGUGAUCUUUGUGAUACUGCUUCUCAUACAUAUUGUGUUGGCCUUGGAUAUGUUGUGCCCGAAGGUGAUUGGUUUUGUCAAGAUUGUACUGUUUCCAGGGCAAUUAAUGACAAUAACGAUGUAGACCAUCAAUGUGACAUACCGACAGCUGAGUCAAGUGUAACAAUCCUUGAUAUUGUGAGAGAGCCAAACAGCCAGAGGGUCCAAAGGUCAAGACCGUCUCCUCUUGUUACCCCUUUACCUUAUAGGGCGCAUAGAAACAAAGAUAGAAAUCAUGACAUAAGUUUUACCCCUUUACCUGACAGGGUGAAUAGAAACAAAGAUAUAAGUCGUGACUUGAGUGCCCGCACAUUGCGCCGAUGUCGCAAUGUGCAACGUAAUAUACGAGCUUUUCGUGAAAACUGGAAUGCCUUGAGAAAUGGUUCAUUAAGGUUCUCUUCCGAUUCGUCUGAAUCUGGUGUUAGACAUGGUAAACAGCAGAACACUUAUUCCUUAUCUCAUGGAAAGUCAUAUCAAAUGCAUUCUUCGGCUUCCAUGAGCCAUCAGCAAUCUACAAUUCAUGGUAGCCCUUCUAAUAACAAAUUGAAUGAGGGAGACUCAGAAGAUGUCAACAAGGCUUGGAAAAUGCUGGAGAGAGCAAAGAUGAUGGGAAAGACUCAUCAUAAAGGCAGCAUUUUUCCACAGGGAUUACUUGUAGGACCUAGAAAAGCACCAAGAAUUCAUUGUAAUGAUCAAGAAUUGAAACUUCAUUCAUGUGGAAGAUCCACAGGAAAUGAGAAGCGAUGCAGCUUUUCUAGUUUUAAUAAGGAUAUGGACAAUCGCUGGCCUCUAGAGUUGGGAGGGAAAAAGCAUAGUGGGGUCACGCAUAAGGGGACAACAAAUAUUAAGGACCAAGCUUCUCAUUUGGAAGAAUGCUAUGAGCCUUCAUUGCCUAGAAAAGCGCUGAGUAGCAUUCUAUGUGCUCCCCAUCGUGAAAAUGGGGAGAGAAAUUUUGCAAAGGAACAAAGUAGUUCUUCUUGGGUAGUAACUUCAGUGGGUUCUGCUCCUUCUGAUGGCAAGUUUGGUAGUGCGUCUUCGUCAAGCAGGGAUGCAGGUGAAAAAAAGCGGUUGUCUAAAAAAACUGGGGAUGCAAACUCGCAAGAAAGUGAAGAUGCUAAAAACGAGAUCAAGUCUCUUGUCAAGCUCAAUCUGAAAGUCCUCAGUAAAGAUAAACGAUUAGGCCCUUCAUACCAUAUGUGUGUUAUAAAGCGUUGAUGCAAUGGAAUGACAAACGUGACUUCCUUAAAUUAGAGCAACACAUUGAAGAAGACAUUGGUGAUGCAGGUGCUGAUGCAUUCAAGGAAAUUGCCAGGCACUCAACCCACACCAUCUUGGCCGCUUGUCGAUUGGAGCAUGAAAAGCUGGGCGUAAGCUCCUCGAGCUCUUUAUGCAGUCAUAGGGGUGAUAAUGAGCGUUUUCACAAGUCCACCUUAAUGCCUAAUUGUUGCCGACAAUGUUUUUACAUGUUUGUCAAGAAUGUGGUCAACUCCACUAUGAUGGAGAAGGUGGGUGGGGGUGGAUCUUCCUGAGGUAAUCUGAUUGUGAGGCUUAUUGUUUGCCAAUCUCCUGGCAACGCUAGGAGAAAUUCUGUAACUCUUAAUGUGUAUACGUAAUGAUCGUGUUCUAGUCUUGGGUAAAUUAACAUGUCUCAUAAGUCACAAGUAGAAGUUGAAUCUCAA
Messenger RNA from Neltuma alba, 2254 nucleotides. RefSeq lists its product as uncharacterized. The record is from RefSeq and is a predicted model, not a curated record. The transcript is spliced from 3 exons. Bases 111 to 1790 code for a protein of 559 amino acids. NCBI's taxonomy places the organism in Eukaryota, Viridiplantae, Streptophyta, Magnoliopsida, Fabales, Fabaceae.